AGCGGGAAAGAGGCAACACAGCGUUUGUUUGGAGCCUUGAAGGUAGAGGAGAAGUUGAAGAAGCUGGAAACACGUAGGACGCUAACCCGUGGUGUAUUACCCCUCCUGGCCUUCCAAGACUACCCAUUCUCCACACCUAGCACAAUGGCUUCCCGUCAAUUCAUCAGAUCCCUUGCCACGGCUUCCUCUGCUGCCGUCAAGCCACCUGUCCAACUUUACGGUUUGGACGGUACCUACGCCACCGCUCUUUUCAGUGCUGCUGUCCGGGACUCGUCUGUCGACAAGGUCUACGCCUCUGUCGAAAAAUUGAGCACCGCCAUCAAGGAAGACCCUAAGUUGGGCUCGAUCUUGGCCAACCCUUCGUUAUCCUUCAACUCCAGAAAGCAGGUCAUCUCUACCGUCAACGGCGCUUUGAAGCUCGACCCGAUUGUCCAGAACUUGUUGGAAGUCUUGUCCGACAACCACAGAUUGGAGCUCUUCCCAGCCGUCGCCAAGCAGUUCUCCGUCUUGAACUCUGCCUACAACGGUGUCGUCGAGGCCACCGUUGUCUCUGCCAAGCCAUUGGACUCCAAGACCAUCUCCAGAUUACACAAGGCCAUCGCCGGCUCCAAGUUCGUCGGCUCCGGCAAGACCUUAAAGAUCGCCAACGAGGUCGACCCUCAAAUCUUGGGCGGUUUGAUUGUCGAGGUCGGUGGUAACAGUGUCGACUUGUCCGUUUCCGCCAAGGUCACCAAGUUGAACAAGGUUUUGACUGAAUCUGUCUAAUGAUUUUUCUCUCACGCUCACGCUAACACUCCCCAAAAAUACUACUAUCCAAUUACGAAAUUCCCUUGCAAAAGCAGAAACGAACAAGAGUGAUCAAUAAAAUCCCUAAACUCAUGAAUUUCAGGCACACAGGUUAGUAAAUGCCUUUGGUUCUAUUAUUUAUUACGUUAUUCCGAUAUCUAUAUCUGAUCUUCUGUACUUCUCUUAUAUGAUAUUAUAUAUUUAUAACCUCUAUUUAUUUAUUCACCCAUUUGUUUGUUUGUUAAGUCUGUAUG
Molecule: messenger RNA, 1040 nt
Organism: Pichia membranifaciens NRRL Y-2026
Lineage: Eukaryota; Fungi; Ascomycota; Pichiomycetes; Pichiales; Pichiaceae
Exons: 1
Coding region: 145-765 (206 amino acids)
Biological process (GO): proton motive force-driven mitochondrial ATP synthesis
Cellular component (GO): membrane
Molecular function (GO): proton-transporting ATP synthase activity, rotational mechanism
Source: RefSeq, a predicted model, not a curated record